Molecule: messenger RNA, 1232 nt
Organism: Spinacia oleracea (spinach)
Lineage: Eukaryota; Viridiplantae; Streptophyta; Magnoliopsida; Caryophyllales; Amaranthaceae
Product: mediator of RNA polymerase II transcription subunit 20a
Exons: 6
Coding region: 317-985 (222 amino acids)
Biological process (GO): regulation of transcription by RNA polymerase II
Cellular component (GO): mediator complex
Molecular function (GO): transcription coactivator activity
Source: RefSeq, a predicted model, not a curated record
AAUGAAAUUUCGCUUUUCUGAGUUUUCUCAAACACUAAACUUCGUAGCUCCGCUUCAACACUUUCCUCCUCCAACAAAACCACCACUUCCUAGUUGUAUCCUCCACCAUAGGCGGCGGUGGCGGUGGCUCUGCGACGGUGCCUCUGCGGAUUUUUCAACCACUUCUCUUCUCUGCCAUUUCUAUUAUAGGUGUUGACGACAGUAGUUCAGACUUCAUAAAUUGGUAGGCAAGAGCAAGAAGCUUGCUUAGUUAACUGCAGUUCUCGAAGGUGAAACUCGCUUGAUUUGCAUUUACAUCCAUUUAUUUCCCUUCACUAUGACUGUGAAAUGGGUUCUUCACUGGCACCCCAGUGCAGGGCAUACAGUGAACACUCAAAUAAUGAAUGAGAUUUCACAGUGUGUUGAGAGCUUGAAUGGAGUCAAAGAUGGGAGGUGGAAAUCUGUGCUCACCUUCUACAAACCCAUCACUCGAGAUCAGUCAAUGGCAGCUGAAUAUCCACGUGAUUUUCUCGGUAUCUCAAUUCCGGAGCAGCCCAACAAAUACUACUUCAUAAUUCGUGCGCACCGGAUUGUUCUUGAAGCAGAUUUGAGUAUACAAACAAUUAUGGAUAAGUUGCAAUCAUACAAGUCAAGGGUGUCCCUGAAUUUUGAGGGGAUACAAUACCAGCUUGGUGACUUCCAAGUGAGAGUGGGAAAGGUUGCUCCUAGUACAUCUGAAACUAUGCGGGGAAUAGUAAUGGAGGUAGAGUAUCUUCCAAUUUCUUCUAUUGAUAAAUCCAGGCAAAUCCUUGAAGAUUUUGUGGAUUUCUGGAAAGAUACGUUGUCAAAGAGGUCGUUACCGGGUCAUUUCCUGCAUAACGAACCAAACUUUGGAGAGUAUGGUUUAGGAGACCAGUAUUCUGCUGAACAUACAACAGUUCAGUAUGCUACUGUCAUGGCACAACUGAUCGCGACUGUGCAAACAACACAAGUAGUCAGAAAUUAGAAGAUAAAAACCUUCAUUUAAUUAACUUGUACAUGUUUAUAUUGAAACUUCUGUUGUAGUGAACUGCCUGUAUUAUUGCAUUCUGAUGAAACUGUAAGAAUUUGCAGGCUGCCGGAGUUUUGGAGAGAAAAUGGAUAAGGAAAAAGAAGUAUGUGUUCUGAAAUGUACUGGUUCCAAACUGAUACUGUGAUGUCACUGAUAUGAUUAUGUGCAUAUAAUAUAUUGCAUUACCACACUUUUAAUGAAA